CGGGAGUGGGCCUGCUGAUAGCCCUUGUUAGCACGCUCGGCAGCUCUGUGCGGGCCCCAGAUUUAUUUAUUUGAAUGGAAGAGCAACACAGAGGGAAGGAGACACAGAAAUUUUCCAUCUGCCAGUUCACUCCUCAAAUGGCCAAAGCCAGGAGCCAGGAUCUCCAUCCUAGUCUCCCGCGCAAGUAGCAGGGGCCCAAGCACUUGGACUCUCCUCCACUGGCUUCCCAGGCUCAUUAGCAGGGAGCUGGAGCAGAAGCAGAGCACCUGGGACUGGAACCUGCACUCCGAUACCGGAUGCCUGCACCACGAGCCUGGACUUAACCCGCCUGCCCUGCAGACAUUCUCAAUCAUUAGAGGAGUUGGAUUCAAAUGUUUCCAGGUCUGAGCAUGGCGGAAGGGGACACCUUGGUAUCGGUGGAUUAUGAAAUUUUUGGGAAGGUGCAAGGGGUGUUUUUCCGCAAGUACACCCAGGCUGAGGGUAAAAAGCUAGGAUUGGUAGGCUGGGUCCAGAACACUGACCGGGGCACAGUGCAAGGACAAUUGCAAGGUCCCAUCUCCAAGGUGCAUCUUAUGCAGCAAUGGCUUGAGACAAGAGGAAGUCCCAAAUCGCACAUUGACAGAGCAAACUUCGACAAUGAGAAAGUCAUCUCAAAGUUGGAUUAUUCAGAUUUCCAAAUUGUGAAAUAAUAUCCUGAAUCUAAAUUUUCUAAGAUAAACUCAGUGGUUUGGGUUGUUAUUGUUAAUAGAGAUAGAACUACUAUUCUGUAUUCAAUAUUAGAAGUUGUCAGUAAGUUAUUUUAGUAUCAGGUAUUUGAAUGUUACUGUGUAUUACAUGAGAGAAGGAUUCCAGCUGUACACAAUUGUAAUCAAUAAAAACACAU
Lepus europaeus (European hare) is the source of this 883-nucleotide messenger RNA. RefSeq names its product acylphosphatase 1 (gene ACYP1). Bases 372 to 689 code for a protein of 105 amino acids. The transcript has 4 exons. Lineage: Eukaryota; Metazoa; Chordata; Mammalia; Lagomorpha; Leporidae. The record is from RefSeq and is a predicted model, not a curated record. Gene Ontology annotation, molecular function: acylphosphatase activity.